Messenger RNA from Notolabrus celidotus (New Zealand spotty), 2420 nucleotides. Its product is annotated as proline-, glutamic acid- and leucine-rich protein 1-like. The transcript has 2 exons. The record is from RefSeq and is a predicted model, not a curated record. Lineage: Eukaryota; Metazoa; Chordata; Actinopteri; Labriformes; Labridae. The coding region runs from base 396 to 1265 and encodes 289 amino acids.
CCGUCAGCUGCUGAGACUUGUGCAUGUUAUUUCUCAGGGCCACAACAGAAAUGAGUCUGGAGGUGAUGCAUAAGGAACCUCUGUGCUCUGUCUUCAGUAACAACUGUGCACAACUUCCAAUACUAAAUUACAUCUGAGUUAAAAUAACAGUUGAACUUUUCUGAAAUUACAGCACAGGUGACAUGCACACGCACGUGCGUAAGUCAUUGUCAUGGUAACAGAACCAAGGCUAUAUAAGGCCCUCGGCCCAUUCUGAAUCCCCUUUUGCAUUUGACCUUGGAAACAAGUUGCUGCAAACUCUGCUGUGAGAAACUCACUUUUGGAAAGAGACUCCUUUUUGGACAAACUAACUCUCCGGAUCGAUCAUCGACUGUGGUAACCUGACGAGUCUGAAUAUGGCCCACAGGAGACCACCUCUUCACCCGGACCCCCUGCUGCUGGGAGCCGAGCAGCUUGACCCUGACCGUGACCCUGCAGAUGACGUGGUCUUCAUCAACGAGCGUCCUGGACCUAUCAUCGUUCUGAACGACGAUCCAGGUGAUGAUGUUCCAAACUUCAUCAACCCUGAUCAUCAUGAUUAUGAUGAUGAUGAUGAUGAUGAUGUGGUUUUUGUUGCAGGUGGAGAGCCAGGCAUUCCCCAAUACUUCAUCGAUGACAUCAACGAGAUUCGCCGACUGUUAGCAGAGCAGGACAAUGACGACACUGACGACACUGACGACACUGACGACACUGACGACAGUGACGACUGGAGCGACGGAGACAGUGACGACUCUGGCUACGACUCCAUGACUGAGGCUGAAGAUGAGGAAGAUGAGGAAGAGGAACCCCUCGAGGAGGUGCUCCCACCAGAUGGCUUCUGGAUGAGAUGGCGCCAGGUGUCUCCUCCCGUCCCUGUUGGUCCUCCUGUCCCCGCUGGUCCUCCUACCGGUCCCCCAGUCUGUCCUCCUGCCGGUCGUUCCGCUGGUCCCCCCACUGGUCCUCCCCCUGGUCCUUCUUCUGGUCCUCCAGGUCCAUCCUUCGUCCCUCAGAGUCCAGAAGAGUGUGUCCCCUCGACCUCAGGCCUCGGCUCCACCUGGAAGAGGAGCAGGGAGGAGAGCAGCACGGAGCAGGUAAGUACGAAGAGGCAGAGGACGAGCGAUGAAGACCGCCCCGAAGACUCGGCUCCUCCAACGUCCGGCCUCGGCUCCAGCACUAGCGGGAAGUUCUGGCACGGUCCUUCUCGGUUCACAGGAUGGAGCGAGGACACUGACUCUGACUCUGACUGAGACUAAGACUCUGUUUGUUGCAGGAAGGGAGAGUAUACACACACACACACACACACACACACACACACACACACACACACACACACACACACACACACACUCUGACAGUACAAUAACUGCUCUGAUUGUUGAUUUAAUGAAAUGUAGACGUCUGCAGAAGAGGUGAGUAGCUUUAAUGUCAGCGUUUCAAAUGUUCUUCAAAUCUUCAGUGAAACAAUCAUUCAGAGAUGAGUUUCUGACUCACUCUGUGAUUGUUUUGAUUCUUGAUGAGGUGAAGCAGACAAAGGUAAGUUCCCUCCUGAUCACAGCGUUUCAAAGUCUCCUGUUAGUUUAGAUCACUGAUGAUUCAAAGAUGAUUUUACUCUCAUGUUUCUGUCGUUGGUUAGUUUCUGACUCACUCUCUUGUUUUAUAGACCAGAGGAGACGAUGAGGAGGAAUAAGAGCGGACACGGAGAGAAGAAGAUCCUGGACCAGAGGAGGAUGGAUGAGCCCAGGAGCAGAGGGGUGGAGGCCUUUCUUUCAGAGCGCUCGGUGAGUGAUCCUCUCUGAGACUACAGCUGUGACAGUAAAGUCAUAGAGCUGAGUUUAAAAAGUUGUGUUUGAUCUUUUCCUCACUUGUUUUUCUGUCUCGUAGGGUCGGACUCCUCUGGGUGUUUUUUGGAUCCAUCCCCCCUCAACCCCCAACACCACCGUCUGCAGCCGCCAGCCCAGAGGAGGAGGAGCGCCCCCACCCGACCAGCACAGAGGAGGCUGUUAACUUCAGCUUCUUCUGGGCUGGAGGGUUUGGGAUGCUCCUCACACACACAGAGAGACUCACAAAGAGACAUCAUCACAUCUAAUGUACAAGCGGAGACAUUAAUGGGAAAUAAAUAAUUAAAUCCUGACCAUUAUAACAUGUUUGAUUUGUUACUUUAUGCUGUCUUUACACUUCUCUAUCUCCUUAAAGUAUUAGUAUUAUUUUGAAUUUAUUAGCUUCUACCAAGGUAGCAACUCCUCUUCUUCAGGUCCACUCUGGAAAAUAUGUACAAUCCACACUAAUUACAUGAUUAAAAACAAUAUUGAAAACAAUAACACACAAUAAUCCAGAUUUAAAACCAGGAAGAGCACAAUAAACCUACUAUAAAUCAUAUGAAUCUGUCAUGUGCCUACAGUACA